Molecule: messenger RNA, 1656 nt
Organism: Folsomia candida
Lineage: Eukaryota; Metazoa; Arthropoda; Collembola; Entomobryomorpha; Isotomidae
Product: endoplasmic reticulum-Golgi intermediate compartment protein 3
Exons: 9
Coding region: 188-1393 (401 amino acids)
Biological process (GO): retrograde vesicle-mediated transport, Golgi to endoplasmic reticulum; endoplasmic reticulum to Golgi vesicle-mediated transport
Cellular component (GO): COPII-coated ER to Golgi transport vesicle; endoplasmic reticulum; endoplasmic reticulum membrane
Source: RefSeq, a predicted model, not a curated record
GGCUGACUGGCCAACAACACAAACAGACCGAAAUUACUAUAUUUAUUGAGUUUGAUGUUCGUUUUCCUAUUGUCAUAUCGAUCUCAGACUGACACUCUCAGUCCAAUUUUUAUGUCAUUUCGAUCUCCAACCAAUUCAUAAUACAUUAUUCCCACUCUCACCUGGUUAAAUUGGUCAUUCUGUCAGUAUGGCAUCGCUUUGGGACAAAUUAAGGGAUCUAGAUGCAUAUCCAAAACCUCUAGAAGACUUCAGAAUAAAAACCUUCGGGGGUGGAGCUGUUACAAUUACGUCAACAAUAAUUAUGCUGCUUUUAUUUAUUUUCGAACUACGCGACUAUCUCACUCCCCAAAUCACAGAAGAGGUUUAUGUGGAUACUACAAGAUCAAUAUCUAAGUUAAGGAUAAACUUAGACAUUGUUUUCCCACGUGUGGCGUGUUCUUACCUUACAAUCGACGCCAUGGACAGCAGCGGAGAACAACAAAGUGGGAUUGAGCACUCCAUUUUCAAGCAGAGGCUUGAUACUGGGGGAGCCCCUAUUCAGAAUGAAACCCCCCAAAAAACGGAUGUCUUUGGUGACAGCAGCAUCGGAAAAAAACCUGGCGAUAGUCUUCACCCUCAAAAGGAUGAUGUCUCUAAAGAGCCAAGCAACGAGACAGGUCUUGCAAUAAAAUCAGAGUGUGGCAGUUGUUACGGAGCAGAAUCGACACUCUUCAAAUGUUGUAAUACAUGUGAAGAGGUUCGAGAAGCCUAUCGUCUUAAAGGUUGGGCUCUGUCGGACCCAGUGAAAAUAGAGCAGUGCAAGGGCAUGGUCGAAGAUAUGAAGGCAAUUUUUAAUGAGGGGUGUCGUUUAUACGGAUAUAUGGAAGUCAACCGAUGCUCUGGGAGUUUUCACGUCGCACCAGGAAAAAGUUUCACACUCAAUCAUGUCCACGUUCAUGAUGUGCAGCCAUUCUCGUCAUCUCAGUUUAAUAUGACACAUACUAUACAAAGUUUAAGUUUUGGAGAAGAAAUAGUAGGAAAAACGAACCCUGUGGACGGAAUUCAAGGAUUGGCUACGGAGGAGUCGACAAUGUUCCAGUAUUACUUAAAGAUUGUUCCAUUCACCUAUGACAAACCGGAUGGGCUUAUCUUUUCUAAUCAAUUUUCCACAACGAGACAUCAGAAGGUCGUAAGCUCAAUGUCCGGCGAAAGCGGAAUGCCUGGCGUUUUCUUCUCCUAUGAAAUAUCCCCAAUAAUGAUCAAAUAUUCCGAACAUGCAAAGUCUUUUGCACAUUUUGCAACAGGGUUGUUCGCGAUAGUUGGUGGAAUUUUUACCGUGGCCGGUAUUAUAGACUCUACAAUAUACAAGUCAGCAAAUGUGCUAAAAAAAUUGGAGAUUGGAAAACAGGGAUAAUUGAUUUAGAAAAUAAUGCAUUCAUGUUAUCAAAUAUUAUCAAUUAUAUAAUAUCAAGUCAUUACAACAUUUUGUUUUGGAGAUCGUGCACGCUAUAUGCAUAUGUGCAUAUUGGAGUCAUAUUAUGCGUAAAUUGUCUCUUGUUGUGAAACGCUUAAAUAUUACCGUGUGACACAUGUAAAAAUCACGUUUGUAUGUAACUUUAUAUUAAUCAAUUAAUUACAUAAUUAAAUGUAUUAAAUUAUAACGAGUGAUAUUUAAAA